Messenger RNA from Myotis daubentonii (Daubenton's bat), 2280 nucleotides. RefSeq names its product leucine rich repeat containing 56 (gene LRRC56). The record is from RefSeq and is a predicted model, not a curated record. Gene Ontology annotation, molecular function: protein binding. Lineage: Eukaryota; Metazoa; Chordata; Mammalia; Chiroptera; Vespertilionidae.
GCCAACCCUCGGCCGGCCCCGGCCCCACCAGGCAUGUGGGUGCACUCAACAAGUACUACCCGGCGCCUCCGACGUGCCAGGAGCUGUUCCAGGCACAGGAAGGACCCCACCCCGGCCUGGUGGGCUGUGAGCUGGCGGAGGGCACCCACUGUGCCGCCUGGGGCCACAUGCCACCCCCAUGCCCGGAUGUGUGACCCACCCUGGGAAAAGACUUCUGCCUCCAGGUUGGAUGUGGAUGGACCAGACCUGGCACAGGCCCCAGGGCCUCGGCCCAGCAUGGCUCGCGUCCUCGUGCGGGAGCUGAGCUGGCAGGGCCCAUCCAACCCCUGCCCGCAGAGCAAGGCCCCGGGCGGCCACAGGGACAGCCACGGCAAGUGGCUGGCGGAGGAGUGCCUGUCAGCUGCCCGACUGAAGGCCCUGGCCCAGGUGGAGGACCUGCUGCUGGUGAGCAUGCUGGAGAUGUGCGUGGAUACCCGUGAGCACAGCCUGGGCAACUUCGGGGUGCACCUGCCCAACCUCAGCCAGCUGAAGCUGAACGACAGCCGCCUGGGCUCCGUGAGAGACCUGGGCACCUCCCUGGGCCGCCUGCAGGUGCUGUGGCUGGCUCGCUGUGGCCUGACCGAUCUGGAUGGCAUCGGCUCCUUCCCGGCCCUGAAGGAGCUGUAUGUCUCCUACAACAACGUCUCGGACCUCAGCCCGCUCUGCCUGCUCGAGCAGCUGGAGGUGCUAGACCUAGAGGGCAACGACGUGGAGGACCUGGGGCAGGUGCGCUACCUGCAGCUGUGCCCGAGGCUGGCCGCGCUCACCUUGGAGGGCAACCUGGUGUGCCUGCGGCCGAGCCCCUCCGGCAAGGUGCCCCGGGGCUACAACUACAGGGCACAGGUGAGGAAGCUCAUCCCCCAGCUGCAGGUCCUGGACGAGAUGCCCGCCACGCAGACGGGCCUGCCCACCGCCCGGAAGCUGGACCAGGACUGGCUCCUGGUGAAGGAGGCCAUUAAGGAGGGCAGUGUCCUGGACAGCCUGCUGCCCAGGCUGGAUCAUCCCCACGGAGACCCCAUUCGAAGAUUUGGCCCUGAGCUAUCCCGGCCUGAGCUCCAGCCCCGGGCCGCCAGGCCUUGGCCCCUCACCCUGCUGGCCCCUGGGGGACCCCUGCCCGAAGCAAGGCUUCCCAAGGACACAGCCCUAGAGGAUGACACCAGCAACCUCACCCACGGCUCCGGCCACGUCCUCUGCGGAAACCCCACCAAGGGCCUUCGGGAACGUCAGCACCACUGCCAGACCUGGCUGCCCCCAGAGCAGCUGCCCCCACACAGGCCCGAAGACCUGGCCACCAGGGCCUCCGCUCCAGGGCCUGGAGACAGCCGGGACCUCCUGGCAUUGGCUGGACUUCGGGCGUGGAGGGAACUGCAUCUGCGGCGUCUGGCUUCUGGGCAGGCAGGGGCAGCAGCUCCCUGGGGCCCACGGCGGGGCCCUGAGGAACAAGAGGACAAGGCUGAGCCCAAGACCUCCUCCAGCUGCUCAAGCCAGGUCCCAGGGCCUUCCAGGACCUCGGGCUGUAACCUGCUCCCCUCUCCCCCCAAGGUCCCCAUGCCACCUGAUUCGAGCAGCAGCUCCUGGAGGUCCAAAGACCUGCAGUUCCGGGGUCGUCGGCUCAGAGCCCUGGGCCGCUCAGGGCCUGGCCGGGGUCAGGGGCUGGCUGCAGUGGAUGCUCUGAGGUCAGCCCUGGAGGUGGCCUCCGGCCCGAGCUCUCCGGCCCAAGGAUGUCCAGGCCCAAGGCCAGCACCAGACCCAGCAGCCAAACCUCCAGCCGUGUGUUUGCCACACCUGAAGCCCAUCACCCCAGCCCAAUCCCACCCCUAGUGUAAACCCCACCCGCUGCCCGCUGGCUGGACAGGACCAAGGGGACCCAGCGUGUGUGAGGCUCCUCAUAGAACCCAGAUCAUCUGGGGGGAGGGCGUGGGGGGAGGAGGUGGGCCUGGCACAGAGAGGCCCCUCUUGCUGGAGAGAAGUGGGGAGUUGGGACCCGCCGGGAGGAGGCGCAGGGCCCCACUUCUGUGGGGCAAACCUUCCCAGGCCUGGAAGACACCCGGUGGGGCCACCCCUGGAGCGGUGGUCCGGGGCCUAGCGCUCGCCUUAGGCAUUCAAGAGUGCGGCCAGGCCCGCCAUCCCAGGCGGACUUGUAGAGACGGGCCGGGGACACCGGGAAACCCAGAGAAUCCUUUCCACUCCCAAGUGUACAGAAAUGCAGUUUACUUCGUAGGUGACGUUGGUUCAAUAAAU